Molecule: messenger RNA, 4951 nt
Organism: Pungitius pungitius (ninespine stickleback)
Lineage: Eukaryota; Metazoa; Chordata; Actinopteri; Perciformes; Gasterosteidae
Product: protocadherin gamma-A6
Exons: 2
Coding region: 1919-4228 (769 amino acids)
Biological process (GO): homophilic cell-cell adhesion
Cellular component (GO): plasma membrane
Molecular function (GO): calcium ion binding
Source: RefSeq, a predicted model, not a curated record
GAAGUGUCAUGCGCUAUUGUUCCAAAUGUAUUUACCAAAAAGCUGUUUCAUUUUAGUAAAGAAAUUAGGAGGAGCGAGUGGGAUGUUUUUAAAAAGGUAGAGCAAUUUAGGAAGAAUAUUCAUCUUCAGAGUAUUAAUACACCCAAUCAUGGAAAUUGGCAAGGAUUUCCAUCUAUUAAUGGAUUCAACUACUGACUCACAGUACACAGGAUUAUAGUUAGUCGCUACAAUAGAUUCUAUUGUAGGCGUUAUUUCAAUACCAAGGUAUGUAAAACUGUCCACAAUAUUCCUAAAUGGUGCUUUUAGUGGUGGGAUUAUUCUCUCAGAUUUUUUCAAAAAUACGAUUGUAGACUUGGAUGCAUUAACCUCAUAGGCUGAGAAAUUGCCAUAUGUUUCUAUUACAUUUAAUAAAGAAGGUAUUGAUCCAAUUGAUCCAAAAUCGUCCAUCAGGAAGAGCACUAUAUUAGCAGCAAAUAAUCGUGUUUUAUUCUCAGUAUCAAUUCAUUUUAGUCCCGGUUACCUCACUAUUGACUAUAAUUGCCAUUGAUAACGGUUCAAUAACCGUGUGUCUAAAAAGAGAGAGCGGUUUUGAUACCAUAUAGUUAGUCAUUACUGAAGCACUCGAGUUAUGAUAUAGGAUUUUGACCCAGCUAAGGAAGUAGUCGCCUACUCCAAAGCGGCUACUCACUUCAAAUAAAUAUUCAUGCUCAACCCUAUCAAAGGUCUUCUCCACAUCAAGCCUAUCACUGCCCCUCAGGUAUUUCUUUCUUGGCGUUUAUGAUUUUGAUCAUUCUACGAAUAUUGUGAGAGCCCUGUUUUCCUUUAGGAAAUCCAUUUUGGUCCACAAUAGAUGGCAUAUGUUUCUCCAACCUUCUAGCAAGUAUUUUUGCUAUCAUUUUUGCAUCGUUAGUGAUUAGGACGGUAGGAUUCACACUUUGGGGAGGGCUUACUUGGUUUUAAUAUCAAUGUUUUGAGUGCACUUCACAGAGAUGGGGCCAGCUCAUCAUUUCCAAGUGAUUCUUGAAACAUAUUCUGUAAAGGGACCAGUAGCAUAUUCUUAAAUCUUUUGUAAAUUUCAAUAGGAAUGCUGUCGGGCCUGGGGCUUUUCCUCCUUUCAUACUGUCUAUGGCCUCUGACAGCUUAGAGAUUACAAUUGGGGAGUUAAGAUCAUGUUUUGCGAUCUAAGGAGCGGUAUUUCUAACUUACUUAGGAAAUGGUGGAGUGUGUGAAUGUGGCUGGACUUUCUGAUGCGUACAAUUUAGAAUAAAAUGUCUGAAAAGUGUUGAUUAUUUCUUGUGGGUUAUUAAUUAUUCUACCUUUCUCAGACUCAAUUACUAGUAUUGAUCUUACGUUCUGCAUUUACUUUAAACGUCAGGCCAGAAGUUUCCCCGGUCUCCUUGGUAGUAGUAUGUCUGUUUUAGUUUAAUUACGCUACAUCAAGUUCUGAGAACGGACUGUUCUUAUGUUGUCCACAAUGUAAGGUGAUGUUCAUUGCACCUUCUCCACUGUUGUAAUACUUCUCCCGGUCUCUUGGUGACGCUCCUUGGUAAUGUCUGACUCAUGGCUGCUAUGGCGUGCCUCCCAUCAUCUGUGUCAGUGGAACUGGAGCAUUGGGGUAGAGCCGACGGCUGUUUAUGCUUGCUGCUGUAUGUGAAGGAGGGAGAGAAAGAGAGAUAGAGGCUGGGCGUGAGAGAGAGAGAGAGAGAAAGCGAGAGAGAUUGUGUGUGUGUGAGAGAGAAAUUGGGACAGAGAGAGAGGAAUCUGAGCAGACAGCUUCUCUAGAGCAUGAUUAACUCAGAUAGAGAAGCAGGCAACCAUUGGAUUACAGCAGCAUUUUCAGUUCGAUUUUUGGAUGUAUAUAUUUAGUAUUUAGCUAUAGUGUCGACAGUACAUUUUUUUUCCGAAAGCACAUUUAAUAAUGCAUCUGCCAUUAAACUUUAAACAGUGGCCUCAUUUUUUAUGGUUGUGGCUCCUUUUUGUUGUUUCGUUUGGAGAAAUCCGUUACAUCCUUCCAGAGGAGAUGCUGCGGGGUUCGGUUAUCGGGAAUGUUGCACGCGAUCUGGAUCUGAAGGUGACGGAGCUUGAAGCUCGUCGAGCCCGCGUUGUUGCAGAAGGAACUAAUCAGCUUUGUGAACUGGACACUGCGUCAGGCAAUCUUUUGAUCAGCCAACGGAUUGACCGAGAGGAGCUGUGCGUGCAAGCCAGUGUCUGCAUCCUGCAGUAUCAACUCUUAGUUGAAGAGCCACUUCAAGCAUACAGCAUAGUUUUGGAUAUUGUAGAUAUAAAUGACAACAGCCCAGUGUUCACUACAUCGGAGAUAAAAAUUGAUUUAGUUGAAUCCACUGUUUUGGGGAGGCGCUUUCCGUUGGAGAGCGCGCAUGACCCUGAUCUGGGAACUAACUCAGUCCGUGAAUACAAGCUUAGCCCGAGUAAUCAUUUUGCACUGGAAAUGAGUACCCAGAUUAACGGAAAUACUUAUCCUGAGCUAGUUCUUAAAAAGUCUUUGGACCGGGAGGCACAAGUUGAACAUGUGCUGAAAAUCAAUGGAAUUGACGGGGGAAAUCCAGUCAGAUCAGGAACUGCGGCUAUUCAGAUCCGUGUUUUGGACGCCAAUGACAAUGUCCCAGUUUUUAGCCAACGAGUGUACAAAACAUCUGUACCAGAGAACUCUGCCACAGGGACUAUCAUAGCCACACUGAAUGCCACGGAUUCCGAUGAAAGUGUUUAUGGAGAGAUAACGUACUCAUUCAGUCACCUGUCAGACAAGAUGGGAGGAGUUAUUGAAAUUAACCCUUUGAGCGGAGUGGUUCGCCUGGCAGGUGUCAUUGACUACGAAGAGGCUAGUAUGCACGAGCUGGACGUCCAGGCCAAAGAUGGAGGUGGUCAGGCCUCUCACUGUAAACUUUUAAUUGACGUCAUUGACGUGAAUGACAACAAACCAAUGAUAGAAGUAAAGUCAGCGUCUGCUAACUUGAAGGAAGACUCUAAACCAGGAACUAUGGUUGCUCUGAUUAAUGUAUAUGACCUGGAUACUGGAAGCAGUGGGCGUGUCACGUGCACAAUCCCGGACGAUGUGCCAUUUAAGUUAGUUUCAGAGGUCAAAAACUAUUACAUGUUAGUGACUGAAGGAAUACUAGACAGAGAACUUCAAUCUGAGUAUAAAAUUACAGUCACUGCCACGGAUGCGGGCUCUCCCUCUUUGUCUAGUGUUAAAGUUAUAACAAUCGUAGUCAAUGAUAUAAAUGACAACCCCCCAACUUUUACGCAAAGCGAGUACAAUGCCAACAUCCUGGAAAACCAACCCGUUGGCACAAUGGUUAUGCAAGUGAAAGCUGUGGAUAUUGAUAACGGAUCUAAUGCUCAUAUACUCUACGAAAUAUCAAAGUCAGAGGUGUCCUCCUUAAUCACCAUCAACUCAGAGACUGGUGAGCUCUUCACAUCCCGCCUCUUCGAUUACGAACAGUCAGCACACUUUCAGAUUAAGAACACCGGGUUCAUUGCCGAGGAUAUGGUGCCAAUGGAAGCGCCUAAAGGUUACCUGGUAACUAAGGUGGUUGCUGUGGACGCCGACUCUGGUCAUAACGCCUGGCUCUCUUACAAAGUAAUCAAAGCAACGCGGCCUAACUUGUUCAUGGUCGGUCUGCAUACAGGAGAAAUUCGCACUCUGCGAACAUUUAUGGAGGACGAUGAACCAAAACACACUAUUGUCGUUUCAAUAAAGGAUAAUGGCCCUGAAUCUCUCUCCACAACUGCUACCAUCAACGUAAUGAUUGGCGACGGGCUGCCUGUUUUAAACGAACUCUUUGAGUUUACAGAUGAGUCACAGAGCACCGAUAACCUCACACUUUAUUUGGUUGUUGCACUUACAACCGUUUCCUCUCUUUUAAUUCUUCUAAUUAGUGGUGUGUUUUAUUUCAAGCUCUGCAGGCGUAGUUAUGUUCACCGGUCAACCACUGAUGGUCUCCCCGUUUUCCCCACAACUUACCUCCCCCCUAGUUUCACAGAUUUGAGCCACUGUGGGACCCUGCUGAAAGAUGAUCGGUUUGAUUCCUUCUUGACCACGGGGUCGUGGAGAGGCGAUUUUCGUUUUGGCUCAAGCACGGACACUGACACAUUGAAGCAAAGAAGUGCAGCCUAUCAAAAAAACACGCUACGGCAGGCGAGUGCAGGUAGAGCUAAUCUGAAGGUGAGGGGAGGUGCAGCGCAUCCUUGUUACUUGAUCAAAUAAAAGUCAGUAAAAGCAAUAUGUUAUGGAUGUUGUUAAUUAAUCCAAGCGCACUGUAUUCAAUUUCAACCCUUUGCCUGCCAAAUAUUAGAAGUGUAUUUGUGCAUAAAUAUGCUGUCAAUAUUUUGUUGGAAAUGUAUUUUAAUGUUCUUUGAGUUUUGCUUAUAAUGUAAACCUCACCUGCCCAUCACCUGACUGUCAAUAUCUGUGCUAACCUUAACUCAUGCAAGCGUAGACCUUUUGGAUUAUUGAGAAUAGUAGAUGAGAUAUUAAAAAAUAAAUAAAGUUAGUAUUCUAUUUACAUCCAUUUUUUGUAACACUUUCAUUUUUUAGUUGAAUUUUUUUUUGCGCAGACCCGUUAUUUUACUUAAUCAGGCCUGUUUGGUUUCCUUGCCUCUUCUUACUGUUGUUUUUGUAUCUAGUAGUAGUCACUCUAUAUCUUUCUGUUUUAAAUGCAUGGUGUAACUUUUUGACCAUGAGCGCAUGUCCAGAAUUCAUGAAAACAAUACAGUUGAUUAACCAAAGUUAGUGGUUACUAUUAUUGUGUUGUCACUUCUAUAUUUCUCUUUGCUACUUUUAUUCUUUUGUUGUGUAAAACUGCCUUUACACUUUUAUUAAUUGUUGAUUUUAUUACUUGGAAUACACUGGCGCUAAGUCGUUGUGUUUUUACAAAAUGUACAUGAUUAUUGUAUGACAGAGUAAUAAUAAAACCUUUGCAUCAUGUUA